AGACACAUGUUAACCCUCUUUAACCUUAAAGUUGUAGAGGACUUUUAGCAUGGGUUGACUUAAGGUGAGUCAUGCAAACAUGCUGGUUGAUUCGAGGUGGAGACCAACGAAAACAGACAACAGUAACGCCCAAUUACAUUUACAGACGCACACAAGACGUAAGGGGGCACCAAUAGAAACUCUCAUAUAUUAAAGUAGGCGUGGCGAACAGGCGUUACUCUCAACUAAAGAAGAGGCGUGUGGACAUGAGGCUAACGCAGGAGAAUUAAAUUAAGAUUAAUUUAACAAACGUAACAUGAUAAUAUAUUUGGCUGUUAAGAAAUAUUGUCUAUGAUACGUCGUUAAGGAUAUUAUUAUUAUUUCGAUUGAUUUAUUUACAGUUGUCGAGAUUGCUUUUCUGCGUUGAUAACUGGCUAGCUAACGUGAGUCUUGUUGAUCCGUUUAACGUUACACUGGCAAAUGUCAAACUGUCUGUUCAUCUAGUUGAGAUUACGAUAGCGUCUUAAAAUAUGAACGUUUUUAGAAUUGAUUUUCUCUCGUGCAUUUCAUAUGCCAAAUAAAGCAAACAGAACUGUGGCCAGCUACAUUGCAGCAAAAUAACUGCUCGUGCAUGUUUGACAUUGGGUUGCACUUGUUAUCUACAUGCCAGCGCCACAUGGAAACGUAUUCGUAUAGCAAAGCGUUUAUCAUAUGAUAGUUCAAAAGGUUUUAAUUCGAAGUCAGCACUUGCAAUCAGAAAGUCAAAUCCUCAUAGCGAGAGUGCGUAGUACUUGGUCAUAGGAUACAAAGAUGUUCCCCUCCGUCCAGCAUCGACCGUUGUGCAACAUAGGAGCAAGAGCUUUUCGACUCCAGAGUUUAAGUACUUGUAACUACAGUGGUGAGAUUGCAAAAACAAGUAGCAGAUCUUGGACUUUCUCGUGGAUGGGACAGCGCGUGGGCCUGCUCCUGUCAUGGCUCCAGAAGGCAGGAAGAGGAACCAGCAAACUGGCCUCCGAGAAGAAGAAAGAGAGACUCUUGUCUAUAUUUGCAAACCACUGUAGUUUCGUGACAGGCCAGAGGCUGAGAAGGGCUUUUCAAAUAGGAGAGCUGUAUUCAAACCUUUACUCCGAGAGAACCAGGUGGACACUCGUGGGCAGCAUAUGGCGACGCCUGCAGAGCAAACACACGCGCGCUGGAAAACUCAUAGCAGCCCUGGCUGGAGUCUUCAUGUGGGAGGAUGAGAAGAUUCGAGAUGAGGAGCUGAGAAGGUGUGCAUGGGAGCUGCAAGCACUGGAGGCUGUGACAGGGCUGAGCGAAUCCCCAAAGACGUCUGUUGUUGCAGAUCCCGGCUGGGAUGUGGUAAUCGAUAAGAAAAACUUUAAAGUGUGGAGGAGACCUAUCCAGGGAAGUCAUCUCUUUGAAUAUAGAGUGUUUGGUUCAUAUACGGAUGUCACUCCCAGGCAAUUCUUCAACGUACAGUUGGAUACAGAGUACAGGAAGAAGUGGGACGCACUGGUUAUUAAAUUGGAAGUGGUGGACCGGGAUGUCAAUACAGGCAGUGAGGUCGUUCAUUGGGCGACACAUUUUCCGUAUCCCAUGUACUCCAGAGAUUACGUAUAUAUGCGCCGCUAUCACGUCGACAUGGAGAAUAACCUGAUGAUUUUAGUCUCCAGAGCUGUUAAACACCCCAGUGUCCCUGAGAUUCAGGAAUUUGUCCGUGUUCAUUCUUACCAGUCUAAGAUGGUCAUCCGGCCACACAGGUCAUUCGAUGAGAAUGGCUUUGACUACCUGCUGACUUACAGCGAUGACCCUCAGACAGUGUUUCCACGCUACUGCGUCAGCUGGAUGGUAUCGAGCGGCAUGCCGGACUUCCUUGAGAAGCUGCACACUGCUGCUCUCAGAGCUAAAAACAUGAAUGUGGGUGUCCACGACUACGUCAGCGUUGUCAAACCGUCUCAAAUCACGCAGGAACGACUAGGUGCUGACAACACUCACACUGCCGGCCCAAACCAGAUUUACGCCUGAGCAAGAGCCACUGGAUAUGUGACCCAAAACAACAUUCUUGCUUGUAGGGUCUGUAAGAGAAGGCACAAAGAAAUUCAAAACGUCUCUUCACAGUUUUUUUUUUUGUUUGCCAUUUGACCUGGCCUGCACCAGAUAUUCUACCGCUUGGUUACGUCACCCAGUUUUUGCAGUGUUAGUUUGCUUCCUCUUUAGAGUGCAUCUAAGCCAAACUGCUGAGUGACAAACAUUACAAACAUCUAUUAAUUGAAGACGAUCCUGCCAAAGCAGCAUUUUCCUUUACGUUUUACACGCAUCAUUGUAAUCGAGCGUGAGGUCGAGGUACUCGAAGACGUUCAAGUUUGGAAAAACCAUAGCGUGCAAUCUCAAGUUCAGGAAGUUGACGCAAAGCCACGGUUUUCCUUUGUGGUGGAUCUCUCUAGGUUAUACUGUGAUUUUAUGCCUAGAGCAGAACCAGACUUAAAAACCCUGUUACGUGUGUGUGUGAGAACGUUCACUGGCAGUAAAACCCAAAACAGCCUUCACGGGAUCACUGAUACCUCUUGUGGAAACAACAGAGAGGCGUGUCUUAUGGCAACCGCAACAUCCUCACUAGCAGGCUUGGCUUCCUCCUGCGCUGUCGAGGGCUGUCUGAAGUUUUUUCUACUCUCAUCUCAGCAUCUGUCUGCUACACAUCACAUUUUGAAAAUCGGUGAUGGCGACUGACUCUGUAGAGAAAGUGACACUUAAGUUGGCACACACUGAGGCUUCAGCAGCUGUUGUGCAAGAGCAAGUUUGGGGAUUUUUGUGUCUGGGAACCCACUGGAAGGGGAGUGUUCGGUGUGUUAUACACGUUUAUGCAUAAAGAUAACAAAAAAUACCUUGUUCAAAAAUGAAUUGGUACAGUCUUCUUCAAUGAGAUUCAGUAUUCUGAUAGACACGAAUGAAUUAACUUUAGUCAGAUGAUGCAGAAAGUAAGUCAUUUGAUAUUUUACAAUAUUUGCUCGCAAAUUAACUCGUGGUCCUCAAAUCGAAAUAUUUAAGUCUCAGUUUAUGAGCUUUUACAUUGAUUUGUGUCAAAGCAUUCUUCAAGUUACAGCAGUACUUCAUUUGCAUGACAAGCCAGAAUCAAGGUUACGUAAAUCAUCGAAGGAAAUUCAGAAGUACACGGCAAAUUGAUUUUGGCCUUUGUUGUCCUGUGAUGUCUGCAGAGGAGAAUUGAAAAUGAAGACGGCUCGAGGGCUGUUAAGUCUCAAGGUCAGAUUUUACUUUGAGGAUUUGUGCAAAUCUUGUGUAGCUGUCCUCAAUUCGUCCUUAGUUAGCACUUGGCAUGACCAAUUCCUGAACGUUAUAUUAGAUUACAAGAGUGGUUCGUGAACAGUUUAUUAUGAUUGUAGUAGUAAAAAGGCCAUACUUACAGAAAUAAAUAUGAGUUGCACUUAAAUGACAAAAGAUGACGAGUUGCGCCAGUGAUUAUGAUUUAUUGUUAGGAAUUACAAAAUGAGUGCGAUUUCUAUAUACUCAACCAUCUGCUGUUUAUUAAAAGCAUAGAUAACCAUUUGUUUGCUGUGCCGUUAUGUGUGAGCAAACAUUUUUGUGUUCUUUUUUUGUAUUUUAAAUUGACAAUUUCCAGUCAUGGUCCUGUUUGCCAACUGUUCUAUUGGGUUUCAUUAUAAAAGCGGCUGGAACAUUUUUGUGGCCCGUUUACAUCAUAUUCAAGAAAAAAGUUGCAAAAAGACACUCUUUUUUGCAAAUUUUGUCGUUCCUUUUUGUAUUUGAGACACUAAAAGCUUGAAUACAUUUUAUCACGAUGGAUCUUGUGAUGGCAGUGUCAUUGGUCUCAGUCAAGGGUUUAAAUAGGAACCUUGUCAUUUUGCAUCAUUCUGAAGAACCAUAGCAAAAAAUAACAGUAUCAGUUUAUCAACAGACAGAUAAUAACCAUUUAAUGUUUGUCUGCUUAUCCCGAAAAUGAUUGUUGAGCAUGAUUAAUGCAUUCAGCUUAUUUUUUAUUACCUGAACCUUGUCUGAGAUCUUACAUUUGUAAUACUACACUGAAGUGCAUUUCAUUGAUGUUAGAGAAAAGUCUGCUUAUGAUUUAAUAGUUAAAUCAUCUUAUGGCACAAUGAAACGUGACUCAACUGCAGUUUAAUGCUCUUGAUUGCUUUUUCACAUUUUCUACUAUAUGACAUUCUAGAAUUGUUCGGCUGUAAUCUCGAGUGAAUUAAGGCUGGAAUCAUUUAUGAAUGAGUGAGUAGAUACAGUUUAAAGCAUGAGGGUUUUUGCUCUAAUGUGAAAUCGAUCAUGUAAUUCACUAAUUGGUGAUAAUAAAAUGAAUUC
Molecule: messenger RNA, 4317 nt
Organism: Triplophysa rosa
Lineage: Eukaryota; Metazoa; Chordata; Actinopteri; Cypriniformes; Nemacheilidae
Gene: stard7
Product: StAR-related lipid transfer (START) domain containing 7
Exons: 8
Coding region: 790-2004 (404 amino acids)
Molecular function (GO): lipid binding
Source: RefSeq, a predicted model, not a curated record